CUCUUUGCGAUCUUCAUUUACGUCGGCUCUCGAGUCACCUGCAAUUUGCGUCGAGUCGAAAGUCAGAUUUCAUUAGUAUUCUCGGCAAGCGCGAACGAAAGCUCCGCCAAGUGGUCCGGCGGGAGCAACGGUGGCUCGCCUGGCGGCUGAUUAGCGCGUCGCCGUUGUCGUCGCACCGAGGCACCGGGUGUACGCGCGAUCGGCCGCUUUCACGCCCGAAAAUUAGAGCCAAUUACGCGAUUGAGAAAGUGCGACGUCGUGGCGCGAGCCCAUAAUAUUUGCGCGCAUGUGCGUGUGUUCGCAGGCCGCGCUAGCGCUGCUACUGCAGGUAGCUCUGGUGGCGAGCAAGGCAUUGGACCAGAAGGAGCUGCUGCUACCGCCGCCGCCGCCGCCACCACCGCAAUCGGCCCGGCAGAUACCCUACGGCGCGCAACCGGCACAGAGACGCUUCGGAGGAGGAGGAGGAGGAGGAGGAGGAGGCGACGAUUUCGCGGGCUACGGUGGCGGCGCUGAUUCCCACGGCGCCGGUGGCGGCGACUUCCAAGGCUACGGGGGAGGCGGCGCAGUCCACGGUGCCGGGACCGGCGACUUUCAAGGCUACGGAGGAGGUGACGCAGCCCACGGCCCCGGCGGUGGCGACUUCCAAGGCUACUCGGCUGGCGGCGACCACGCGGCCAAUUUCGGUGAGGACUUCGGGGGCGGACACGCCGGUGGUGACCUCGGUGGCGGGGACUUUGGCGCUGAUCACGGGGGCGGCCACGCCGGCCCCGUCGGCGACUUUGCCGGCGGUCACGGGGGCGGUGACGUAGGCGCCGGCGAUAUCGCUGGCUUUGGCGACGCUGGCCACGACGACCAUCACGAGAAGGGCAUUUGGAAGAAGAAACUCAUUUGGAAACCUGGAUGGAAGAAGAUUUGGAAGCCCGCCAAGAAGCAAGUUUGGAAGCCCGCGUGGAAGAAGAUAUGGAAGCCCGAAUGGGUACCCACUAAGAAGGCCGUGUGGCGCGACAUACAAGUGCCAGCUUGGAAAAAAGUGUGGAAGCCCGUGUGGAAAGAAAUUCAGGUGCCCGCAUGGAAAGAAAUAAAGGUCCCGGCUUGGAAAAAGGUUUACAAGCCGAUUUGGGUACCGAUAAAGGUUCCAGCGUGGAAAGACAUUCAAGUACCUGAUUGGAAGAAGGUGUACAAACCAAUAUGGGUGCCAAUCAAAGUCUCCAAGUGGAUAGACAUCAAAGUGCCAGCGUGGAAGAAGAUUUGGGUGCCCGAGUGGAUCAAGGUCGGCAUUCCAGGCGAGAAAGAUCUCGGUACCGAUGCCCACGGAUGGCAGUACACGAGUCACGAUCUUUGGAAGAAGAAGCUCAUCUGGAAGCCUCUCUGGAAAAAGAUUUGGAAGCCGUCCAAGAAGCAAAUCUGGGUCGAGGACAAAAAAUUGGAAUGGAAGGAAGAGUGGAAGCAGAUUUGGAAACCGGCGAAGAAACAGAUAUGGGUAGAAGACAAAAAGUUGGCUUGGAAAGAAGAGUGGAAGCAGAUCUGGAAGCCAGGCAAGAAACAGAUUUGGGUGCCCGACAAGAAGCUGGAGUGGAAAGAAGACUGGAAGCAAAUUUGGAAGACCGAGCAGAAGCAAGAGUGGGUCGAAGACAAGAAGCUGGUGUGGAAGGAGGCUUGGAAGGAAAUCCAGGUCCCCGACUGGAAAGAGAUCUGGGUGCCGGCAUGGAAGAAAAUCUGGCGACCAGUCUGGAUCUCCGAGUGGUUCCCGGUGGACGACCAUCACGAGCAUCACGGCUGGAAAGACAGAAAGGACACGGUAGGCCAGCAGUCCCAAGUAGAGCCGAAGCGCGUGCAGUCUCCGCAGCAGCCUCCGCAGCAGCAGCAGCAGCAGCAGCAAAGCGUCGGGCCAGUGCGGUGGGACAGGUCGUUCCAGGCGAGCUCGCAGGUGUCGCCGGCGCAGCAGAAGCAGGACAUCACGCACGACCUCGUGCCGCCGCCGCUCGACCAAGGGGGCGCUCAGCAGCCGCGGUCUCUCAGCUUCCCCAGCCCCAGCAGCUAAUUCUCGCGUCGGCGGCUGAAGCUCUGCGCCGACAGUGGGCAGCCUGCAGGGAACUUGGACCAACUUCCAAAUAAUCUCGCUCUAUCUAUCUGUCGCUAUCACUAUCCUUUCAUAGCUUCUCAUUCGAGUCUGGCAUUGUCGUACCCUGUGUCGGACACGUAAGCCAAUUUUUGUACAUAUUACUGUUAAGCUGUCUAAGCUCCGAGGCAUCGCACGCCUCGACCAACUCGACUGAAGGGCCCUUCUAUUAUACGUCUCUUCUUCUUUGUACUUAGUUUCUUUCUCCUCGCGUUAUACUAUUUAGUUUCUCUUCUUCUUUCUCGUGUCUGCGAGCGUCCUCGAUCGCAAGCGUAUGUUUUUUUGUAUUACUGUAUCAUUAUACAUUUAUAUUUUUAUACUUGUGCGCACAAAAGAAGCGGUGUUACACGUUGACCAACUUAUUGUUAACUA
Molecule: messenger RNA, 2491 nt
Organism: Phymastichus coffea
Lineage: Eukaryota; Metazoa; Arthropoda; Insecta; Hymenoptera; Eulophidae
Exons: 9
Coding region: 287-2041 (584 amino acids)
Source: RefSeq, a predicted model, not a curated record